AGCCGACACAUGGCCUACGUUUACAAAAAAAAGUAGAUAAAUAGAUCCACCUUCUCUCUGGGAGGCAGGACAAAAACUGCUGAGCUGUGCAGUCUCCAGGCGCGCACACACACUGUCCAUCCAUGGGGAUUGUGUCGCUUUAAAAGGCUAUGCCACCCAUGUAAUCUAGGGGGCAGGUCUGCCUUCUGUGGCCAGCGACUGCAGAGCUCCUCGGUAGUUCAAGCAAAGGCAGGCGGAGGCACGAGAGCGAGGCUCCGCUUGCAUCGGAUCGCCCAGGAUGCAGGGGCUAACUAGUUAGCUGCAGAACAGAGAAAAGGCUCAUGUGUCGUUGUGAAUCGGCGGAGAUGAGAUAUUUCGAUGAACCUGCGCACGCAAAAUGUGAUUUUAGCACCUCGGAAUCGCUGGGUGGAGGUUCUGACGUCCUUACAGAAGCCCUUGCACAGCUUACAGAUUAUCAAGCUCUUGAACUGGGAGCUGGCGACUCUCCACUCGGGCUGGAUAAAACGACUUGAAAAGGAAAUUGUCAAGAUGGCAGCUGCAUUCUGAAUGACUGUAUCCAUAUUAAGGGCACGUUCUCUGUCACUGAGCGUACCAUGCCUUUAAAGAAAUGAUCAUACUCAGGCUUAGCGUUGAAGUGUUUUGAUUUUGGCUAUUUUUUUCUGCUCUUGAGCCUUAUUAUAAUUGUGAUACUUUGUCGCUUUGAAACCCCUCCAGCAUUGCAUCACUUCUAGUGAGUCGUCCAAAAGUAUUUCUGAGCAGCGUAUUUAAAGUUACCCUUGUGUGCGUUCACUACCACUGAUGCUGGAGCAAUCAACUGGGCAGGCACGUGGAGUUAGCUAAACACCAGGCAUCAGGACUGCAUGGAGAGUGCAGACCAGUAGGCUACCAAUGAUCUGAAGGAAAAAAAAUUCCAUUGUGUGUUAACUUGGUUUUAUACGUGAAAUUAUUUUCAUUCUAUUAUCCAGGGCAUUGAAACUUCCAUACCAGGACUCGAAGCAUCGUAGACAGCUCAAACUACACAAAAAUUAAGCUCAUUAAUGGAAUGCAACUGGAAACCAAGCUUCCAAUUUAGUUAUUUGAAUGAUCAAACUGUAGCUCAGAGAAGGCAAAGAGUGGGGAUAUCAUGGCUGAGAUGUCAAACAAUGAACUUGGUAACGCUUUGGACGUUAUGAUAGAUCCAGAUUUUGAGCCACAGAAAAGACCGAGGUCCUGUACGUGGCCUCUCCCUCGACCAGAGUCCGACACAGGGAAGCCCGAACCGACCGAUAUUAUUCCCGAAGAGGAGGAUGACACCGCCACUGACAGUUGUGCGGGCCACAGUGCCAACGAUAUAUCGAGAGAAACGGACAUUUCAGAGGGGGACCAUUCUACAUCAGACAUUAUUCCUGUUGUGCGACAUAAAACCACUUCCAAGGACAAGGAGCUCGACGGCUUCUCGGUACCCUCUCAGCCCUUGUUCACGGCGAGCAGUGAAACAAGUGUGAACGGCCUGGUAGCACAGCCAAGGAAGUCAUCUGCACGAAGGAAUGCCUGGGGCAAUUACUCGUACGCGGAUCUCAUCACUCAAGCUAUUGAGAGCUCGCCCGACAAGCGGUUGACUUUGGCCCAGAUCUAUGAUUGGAUGGUCAGAUCAGUAGCAUAUUUCAAGGACAAAGGCGACAGCAACAGCUCAGCAGGCUGGAAGAACUCCAUCCGGCACAACCUGUCCUUGCACAGCAGGUUUGUGCGAGUCCAAAAUGAGGGAACCGGUAAGAGCUCGUGGUGGAUGGUCAACCCGGAGGGCGGCAAAGGGGGCAAGGCGCCGCGCCGGCGCGCCGUCUCCAUGGACAACGGCAACAAGUACACGAAGAGCGCCCGCGGCCGGGCGGCCAAGAAGAAGGCGGCGCUGCAGGCGGCCCAGGAGGUGGGCGGGGACGCCGCGAGCCUGUCGCGCUGGGUCGGUAGCCCCGCCUCGCGGAGCAGCGACGAGCUGGACGCCUGGACGGACUUCCGCUCGCGGACCAACUCCAACGCCAGCACGCUGAGCGGCCGGCUCUCGCCCAUCCUGGCCAACCCGGAGCUGGACGAGGCGGGCGACGAGGACUCGCCGCUGUCGCCCAUGCUCUACUCCAGCCCCAGCAGCCUGUCGCCGUCGGCCGGCGGCCUCGGCGAGCUGCCGUGCCUCGCCGACCUGGCGGGCACCAUCAACCUGAACGACGGGCUGAUGAACGACCUGCUGGACGACAUCAGCCUGACCGCCGCGCAGCAGCAGCCAUUGUCGCCGGGCGGCGGCAACGGUGGCGACGACGGUGACGACAGCAGCGACGAGCACGGCUCGGUGUUCACGUUUGGCUGCCCGUCGCCCAUGUUCGGCCCCACGCUGCGCCAGUCGCCCAUGCAGACCAUCCAGGAGAACAAGCAGACCUCCUUCCCCAGCCUGGCGCCGUACGGCGGGCAGACCCUGCAGGAGCUGCUGGAGGGCGACGCGUGCGUCGGCGUCGGCACCGGCACCGGGCGCAGCAGCGAGAUCCUGCUCACGCAGUCGGACCCGCUCAUGUCGCAGGCCAGCACGGCCAUCGGCGCGCAGAACUCCCGCCGCUGUGCCAUGCUGCUCCGCAACAACGACCCCAUGCUGUCCAACCAGCCGGCCGCGCCCGGCCUCAACGGCACUCAGGGCUGGCGAGGCCUCAACGGAGGGCUCGGCCUGAACAAUGACCCGCACUACCCGGCCAAGCAGCAGCAGCAGCAGCAGCACCACCAGCAGCAGCUUCGCCCCUCCUCCCUCCCGGGCACCCCGGCCGACCCCUCCCUCCUGUCGGGCCUCAACGGCAGCCUGACCCCUCAGGACCGCUUCCCGGCCGACCUGGGCCUGGACGUGUUCAACGGCAGCCUGGACUGCGACAUGGACGCCAUCCUGCGCGGGGAGCUGAUGGAGGCCGACAGCCUGGAGCUCAGCUUCGACGCCGGCUCCGGAUUGGUCUCGGCCCAGAACAACGCCAACUUGAAUGCAGGCAGCUUCUCCAGGGCCAAGGGCACCACGUCCCAGAGCUGGGUGCCCGGCUAAAACCCUCCAAGCCAAGCGAAGCAGAUCUUUAAGUUGACAGGAGAACCAGCUCCACGUCGUUUGCCAAACCAGCUAUCUGCUCCGUGAGGCCGAUGGUCUGUUUACUGAACAAAAUCCAGAGAAUGUUACCAUUGUCUUCACCCAGCAAAGACACUCCAGUAAUACAAAGGAUACUUGAAGCAGCUCCCACUGAGUUCCCAUGCCCAAACCGCAAGAGAAGUUGUAAUUAUGCAAUCAUGUUCUUUUACCAUUCCCUGGUCCACCACCAUUACACACGCACACACACACACACACACACACACACACACACACAUACACACACACAGCUACAGAGAGCUACACACCUACACCUACACACAUACAUACACACCAAUGCACACACGUAAACAAAAGAUUUUGUUAUGAAAAAGGAAAAAAAGAAAAUGAAAUGGUCAUCACGAUGUACCCCUGACCUUCCUCACUGUAACGUGGAAAAAAAGAAAAACAAUUGUGACGUGUUUUGAUCUAUUUAGUGUUCUUAUGUAUGAAAUGUUAUAGUUUUAAUAACAUCAUUCUCCCUCCUCCAUAUAUUAGGCUCUGAAGCAACCUUGUUGCAUUCCAUGCUAACAUUUUGAAAAAAAAAAACACUUAUUUGAACUCCCAUGAAAAAAAGAAAAAAUGUUGCCCCCCCCCCCCCC
Sardina pilchardus (European sardine) is the source of this 3720-nucleotide messenger RNA. RefSeq names its product forkhead box O3A (gene foxo3a). Gene Ontology annotation, molecular function: RNA polymerase II cis-regulatory region sequence-specific DNA binding; DNA-binding transcription factor activity, RNA polymerase II-specific. The record is from RefSeq and is a predicted model, not a curated record. Gene Ontology annotation, biological process: regulation of transcription by RNA polymerase II. Gene Ontology annotation, cellular component: nucleus; mitochondrial matrix. The transcript has 3 exons. NCBI's taxonomy places the organism in Eukaryota, Metazoa, Chordata, Actinopteri, Clupeiformes, Clupeidae. Bases 1124 to 3043 code for a protein of 639 amino acids.